Messenger RNA from Strongylus vulgaris, 543 nucleotides. The record is from the annotation of a GenBank genome assembly. Lineage: Eukaryota; Metazoa; Nematoda; Chromadorea; Rhabditida; Strongylidae.
AUGUGCGAUCCAGACCAACCAACAAGUAGCAAGCUGCUUGAUGAUGACGACGAUGACGGAGAUGAGCUUCUCGCAGAUGAUACCUCUUUCUUGGAAAACUAUGAUGGCAUUGAGGAAUUAUGUGAUUACGAUCCUGAAGGGAGCCCAGAACCUGGAGAAAUAAUAGAGCUGCCAGAAGAAGGAGUAAUGGUUUGCGGUGUUGAAGAAGUCGAUGAAGAAUCUCUUUGCGAGAUCGAGGAGGGCGAAUAUAUAGCACCUGCAGAAAAUCCUUUGCUUGCAGUCAAUUCUUCACAAACAGCUGCUGCUCAGGUCAACAGCGGGAGCAAAAUAUAUUGCUUAAACGACGGGAUUUUUGAAGGGGUGAACGCAGGCAAACUUGCUGACGACGGCAUUUCGCUUACAGAAAGUCCCUUGCGCGGACCUCUCGACAUCGCUCUCUUCGAGGAAAAUUUGUUGGAAUCGCCAACCGAAAGCGAAUAUUUCGGUAAAGAUCGUAGUGUAACAGCACCCUCGUUUCCUCUUCCAGCUGCUGAUACAAAGUAG